UGCCGCUGGUGUCUCGAAAAUACGCAAACCAGAGAAUAACCAACCGCAGUACCUCCGAUCGCGGGAAUUGCAGUUUUCCUCCAAUCAUGUGGAAAAAUUGAGCAGGUGAUGGAGAAGAGGAGUCGCAAUGAACGUGGAAAAAUUGAUGAGUCAUGUUGUGAUGAUGUUCCCACUUGCAGUCGAGACAUAAACACAAGGAUUCAACAAAAUCAACUUCAAGGUCACGGCAGAAGGUGUCCAGCUCCGGAUGUCUUGGCACAGCUACAGUUCUCGGCUGACCCUGAGGAGAUAAAAUCCAUCCUAGACGACGUGAAAAGUGGUAGAAUAACCCAAGCUGUGGAAUUCAUCUUCUCCCUACGACCAUUCGUCGAAGAUGGAGGAAAAAUUCUAAUUCAGGUGAUGGAGAAAGACCUGGCAGAUUUUCGGAAACUAGUUGACGACAUUGUGGACUGCAGAGUGCAAGAUGAAGGCGAUGUGAUGCACCUCUCUCAAGUCACAAUGACUGAUAAAUUUACUCACCUAACGAAGCAAAUGAAGGACAGAACCGUGACAAUACUCGAGAAGCUCCAGAAAAUAUCUCCGAAGUUCGACUGGAAAAACGAUGGGAAGGACGAGUCAAAAUUAUCGACUCUAAUCAGUAUAAAAGAGAAAACAACACCAACGAGUGUCGAUCCCACGAACAACUUGAUCCACCGAAUAUUCAUGAGGAAUCAAUGGCUGAAACGUGAAUUGCAUCGGCUCCAGUCUGACAACAACAACCUCAGGAUGUUCUUCAAGCGGUUUAAAGAGUUGGCACUGCAGAGAAAAGCGGAGCAGAUAAAAGUCCCUCGAAUGUUGGCAGAGCAGCAAGAGAUGCUGGAGAAACAACUGGAGAAACUGAAAGGAAUAUAUCACCGAAAUUCUGAAAAAAUCCACGGCCUCCAUCUCAAUUACGAUGCAAGCAUUGACACCUAGCGAACAUUUAAUUACAAUUUAUUUAUUACAAUAAAUUCUGGAAUAAAUUCCUCAACAAAAUUGGAUAAUUGUCACCUGUACUUAUUGUUAAUAUUAUACAUCCGUGUGGAAUUAGUUCCUCUAAAUCAGAGAUGGGCUAUCGUAUCUACAAAAUUGUAUCGGUCGUUAUUACACUGAGAGAAAAAACGACUUUUUGUCAAGAAAAUUCACGAAUUCAAAAAAUUAUUCUAUCAAUUUUUAUUUUAUUCUUGGAAUCUUUCAGGGAUGAGAUUAUUAUUAUUUUCAUAUUCUUUUAGAGAUUCUGGCUUUAAGUUUCGUCCUGUGUUGAUUUUCUGAAAUUACAGGAAAAGUAUGACAAUAAUUCCCGGGACAGUAUAAAGAAUUAUAAAGAAUUGAUAUAAAAAUUUAAUUUUUAGCCAGAAUUCAAAGAUAUUCACUGGGAUGAAGAUAAUUUCCGAACUUGAUCGAAUUUUCAAAUGAAAUUCAAUGUUCAGAAGGAGAACGAGAUGAAUUUCCAACUCCUCCCUGAACUAUCCCGAUUUUUCAUGAUCUUUAUGGAAUAAUUGAAUAGAAAAAUCGAAUGUUUUAGGGAUUUCCCUUCAGAGAAAAAAACAAUGCAAUAUUUGCUUUUUCAAUCAUAAGAUUUUCAAAACUUAUUUAAGAUUUCCAUCAAAGAUUCAUAAAAAAAUCUCGAGUAGUGCAUUUGAAUGACUUUUUCCUCUCAAAGUAAGGAAAAAUGAUUUAUCAGGGGAUUUGACGGUUUUAAAAUGGCAAGUAGAUAUUUUCUUGUGACAAGUAAACUCUUUUUGUUGAAAUAAGUUUUGUCUCUCGGUGUACGACUAACGGAAUGUACUUUUUUCA
This is a messenger RNA of Fopius arisanus, 1815 nucleotides long. RefSeq lists its product as uncharacterized. The coding region runs from base 109 to 954 and encodes 281 amino acids. NCBI's taxonomy places the organism in Eukaryota, Metazoa, Arthropoda, Insecta, Hymenoptera, Braconidae. The transcript has 5 exons. The record is from RefSeq and is a predicted model, not a curated record.